AACGUAUCGGAUAUGUGGUGUAUUUUUACAUCCUUUUUGAGGCAAACAGCUGUUGGGCAAUUGAAAUGAAAGAUCAAUCGGUCGCAAAAGAAAUGUCUACUGUCAUUGUGAAGCUGGAUCGAAGCGCAGUCAUGUUAGGAGAUACGGAAACACAAGAUGCAAACCCAAGCGCAUACGUGCACCUCUCAGAUAAGGUCGAGGAGAGCAAAUCGCAACUUGAGAAACGAAGUUUGUUCAGAACUCUACUAGGAGACAUCCCGACAAUAAACAACACAGGGGUAAAUAUAGGCCAUGGUAAUGGAGGACUCUACAUCAACGGCUUACCAAGCAAUCCUGAUUGGUUCAUCUCCAAAUAUUCUGGCCUUUUUAAAAGUUUUAGCAUUGGGCCUGUUCAUUGCAGAUGGGCUAGCAAGAGCCACAGUCAAGAGGUCGUCUUUAAGGGAAGAAAAGUUAAAGUCAACGGUCAUGUUGUCUGCCAAGACAUGUCCACUUUAAAAUCUAAGGAGCCGUACUAUCAGCUGGCUUACGGGGCAUUGUGGUACACCAACUUGCCAUUGGCCAAGAAAUUGACGGAGGAAGAGAAAAAUCACGAAGCUAUGAAGAUGGCCGAAGGGUCUGUGCCGGGGUUUUGCGGCAGACAAAACACUUGCGGCCUUUCAGUUUUCGACGCAGUGCAAAGCGCCUGUUCUCACGCAUAUUAAGGUUUCUUGGGUUUAAAAAACGUAAGAAACACCAUUAGUUAUACACUUUUAGUGACGACUUGCAGACACUUCUUGGGGUAACCCUUCUGGCAGCGGUAGAUAAACGUAAUAGAACAUUAGAGUCAGAGGCCUUAAAAUUUAUUGUUUUUUAUGUAAUACUGAUGUAUUUAUUAUUAGUUCCAUGGUUAACUGAUAAAACGAGGAGAUAUACUACCUAAUAAUGUAAAAAUGAAUUUAUAUUUUAAGUUUGUCUGAUUUUGAUGAAAAAGGAAUGUAGACGUUACUUUGUUUGAACAAUCUUUUAGGUGAUCUUUGCCCAAAUGUUCAAAAAUACAGUGCACGAAGAUACAGAAUAUAAUUAAUAUUAAAAACUGGGUCAAAAUUUCAAGCCAUCUUUUGCGUUAUGAAUGAUGUUGUAGGCGUUUGAAGAUCAUCGAUCCCACAACGGGCAACCGCGAACGCCCCGGCAAAAUUAAGAGCACGAUUUGUUUCCGAAUCCCUGUUUUUGUCCUCAAACUUUAUAUUUAUCACUACCAAAUGCUACUAGUUUUGGUACUUGUGGGUCCUUUUUGCGUCAAAUAAUCCAGAAUGAAGCAUUCGACUCUGUGAUGUGGUCGUCACUUCCCUCUUCCGACUUACAUAUCAUGCUCAUUUUUCUCUACAUUAUUGUUAUCGCUUCAUUCUUCUGUUGCUCCUCUCGUUAUAUUUUAACUUUUGAUAUAUUUGGUUUUAGAAUUUUAAUAGCGUGUUAAUUUACAGUUUUCAUUAUUUUAUAAAUAGCCUAUUUUGCACCAUUGUAGUUUAGUUUACUUUCUUGAGUUUUCAUUUGAACUUGUACCUCUGCUGAUGACAUUAUUUGCCAGAGGUCUCAAGUCUCAGGUCUCAGGUCUCAGGUCUCAGGUCAAGAUGUAACUUUUCUUCAAAAUUUAAAUUAUUCUUAUUUUGCAGCAUAAUAGUUUUUUUU
Molecule: messenger RNA, 1665 nt
Organism: Bemisia tabaci
Lineage: Eukaryota; Metazoa; Arthropoda; Insecta; Hemiptera; Aleyrodidae
Source: RefSeq, a predicted model, not a curated record